GUAUAUGUUGCUAUAGUGUCUGUAUUUUCUCAAUAAAAGUGUAGAACGAAGAACAUAUAAUCAACCUGUAUAGCCCGAAAUAAUACACGAAGAUAUACGAAGAACUUACAGUAGGUAUACUUGACUAAGAACGUUUUGGGAAAAACAGCUAACUUAAGAAGGACGUAGCAUAAGAAGGCUUCGGGAAACACUGCCCAUAUCAGUAGUAGUUUGUCAUAUACUGUGUGUCAUCAGUUAUCACCAGUUUCAAUAUCCUUUCAAGUAUUUAUGGGCUUAUUGUUUGUCUAUAACACUACAUAUCCAAAUAAGGAACUAUAACUCCGACCCAGUACCUCUUAGGAUAUCUAAAGGGCACGUGAAAUGCUAUAAAGCCUUUGACACGAUGAGACUUUCACAACACAACUUAAGACUGCUCUUUAGAGGAAAAUAAUGGCAGAAUCAAAACAAAGUCCUUUACUUUCUGUUUAUCCUUCAAGCUGUUUAUUUGAUGAACAAAUCGAGGUGGAAGUUAAACACUUGUCCGCUAACUGUAAAGUUACUCUUCAUGCGUUGAUUCAAUCUGAUGACGGGGUUGAAUGGGAAGCGUUUGGUCAUUACAUCAGUGAUUCCUCAGGAAUCGUUAAAGUUUUCAGAGAUGAAAGUCAAGGUGGGACUUUUGAGGGACUUGAAUCUAUGGGUCUUCUUUGGAGUAUGAGGCCAGUUCCUGAAACUAAACCAGGUCCCAGAUUUCAGAAGAACAAUGUCCAAACAACAGUUAAGGUGGUAAUUUCUGUGUAUGAAGGACAUCUUGCCAAUGGCUUUAAGCAUCACACUCCGCUCACAUCAGCAUCUGUUGAGCGAUCGUCUUUGACCUCUGGAGUUCAUAGAGUUGAAGUGACAGAGGGGGGAAUAAAAGGGACGCUCUUCAUUCCUCCAGGUCCUGGACCUUUUCCAGCUGUGCUUGACUUGUGUGGAGGACUGGGCGGCCGGGAUGAGCAUCAUUCAGCUCUCUUGGCAUCCCAUGGCUAUGUUUCACUGGCCCUUGAAUACAUCGGGUUCCUGAAUGCUUCGGGAAAACUUGAGCAUGUGGACAACACUUACUUUGAGACUGCCUUUACGUUUCUUAAAAAACACCCCAAAGUUUGUCCUGACAAGGUGGCUGUGAUGGGCAUGUCAUUUGGUGUCUCUGUCACACUGGCAAUGGCUGCGUACUCCGAGAUUAUACAGCCCAAGUGUGUGGUUUGUGUGAAUGGAUUUCACAUCAUGCCGCUCAAUGGCUCUUUGGCAGAUGUCUAUGCCGCCCUCCAACAGAACGUUGACAAAACCCGAUUGGAUGAAAAGAUGAGAUUUAUUUGGCGGGAUUUGUUGCUGCCAAUUCCAGAUGACCCUACCAAAAAAGUUGAGAUGGGCAAGAUCAAAUGUCCCGUUUUAUUAAUCGUUGGUGAGGAUGAUCAAAACUGGCCAUCUUCAGAAUCUGCAACAGAUAUAAAGAAGAUGAUGGAGAAGGCUGGAAACAGUCAUCUGCUAACUCUUCUCUCAUAUCCUGGAGCGGGUCACUUGAUCGAGCCGCCCUACAGCCCUCAUUCACGAUUCAGUGAGUUCAAGUUGCUGGAGGCAAAGAUUAAGGUGAUGGUGGUGUGGGGAGGAGAGACUGUGUCUCACAGUCGGGCUCAGGAGAACUCCUGGCAGAAGACUCUGGCUUUCCUUGAAGAACAUCUCUAUGAUAACAGCAGAGAGACCACCAGAUGCUAA
This is a messenger RNA of Triplophysa dalaica, 1731 nucleotides long. It is a transcript of the gene acot19, whose product is annotated as acyl-CoA thioesterase 19. Gene Ontology annotation, molecular function: fatty acyl-CoA hydrolase activity. The coding region runs from base 430 to 1731 and encodes 433 amino acids. Gene Ontology annotation, biological process: acyl-CoA metabolic process; fatty acid metabolic process. Lineage: Eukaryota; Metazoa; Chordata; Actinopteri; Cypriniformes; Nemacheilidae. The record is from RefSeq and is a predicted model, not a curated record. The transcript is spliced from 10 exons.